Messenger RNA from Ostrea edulis (European flat oyster), 3207 nucleotides. RefSeq names its product acid-sensing ion channel 1A-like. The transcript is spliced from 11 exons. Gene Ontology annotation, molecular function: ligand-gated sodium channel activity. Bases 576 to 2804 code for a protein of 742 amino acids. The record is from RefSeq and is a predicted model, not a curated record. Gene Ontology annotation, biological process: sodium ion transmembrane transport. Gene Ontology annotation, cellular component: membrane. Lineage: Eukaryota; Metazoa; Mollusca; Bivalvia; Ostreida; Ostreidae.
AUAUAUUUGCAUUUAAAAAUUUUGAUCCCCUAUUAUGACCCCACCUUAUCCUCGGGGGCCAUGAUUUUAACAAACUUGAAUCUGCACUGUGUUAGCAAACGUUCAUGUAAAUUUUAACUUGUGUGGCCCAGUGGUUCUUGAGAAGAUUUUUAAAUGACCCCAUUCUAUUUCUGCAAUUUUCGUGAUUAUAUCCCCGUUUAAAGGCGCCUGGUCCUUUACUUGGAAAAGAAAAGAAUUCCCUACAUCUAGGGAUGCUGUGUGCAAAGAUUCGUUGAAAUUGGCUCGUUGGUUCUGGAGAUUUUAAUUUGUCAAUGUAUUUUCACUAUUUCGCUAUCAUCUGUCUUCAUUUGAACCAACUGGAUUCCACUUCAUCCAAGGAUACGUUUGACCAAGUUUGGUUGAAAUUGACCCAGUGGUUCUGGAGAAGAAGUCGAAAAUGUGAAAAGUUUACAAACGGACAACAGGGCGACACCGACUGGAUGCAUUAUACAAUCGCCCGGAUGUAGAAAAAUUAUUCUAUUAGGGCCUACCUGGAUUUUCAAGUACAGCCUAGAUUAGUAAAAUCUGGAAGCGACAUGGAAGACGAGGAUUCUUACCAGGCAUGGAAAGACAGGUGCGAGAGAUACUUCACCUCCAUUUCAGAGUCGGACAGUGUCAAGAAUGGCAGUUUUGAAAGAAACAAGCAUCCGAAGAAAUGGAGAUCACUUCGUGACGUCACAAGUGAUGACUUCACGAAAUCGGAUGCCACGUCCAAUAUCGAAAGAGCCAAGCAGUGGCUCUCUGCAGUGGACGUCCACGGACUAAGAUUAGCAGGAACCGCGAACAAUGUCUUGGAAACCGUUAUUUGGAUAAUUGUUCCUUGUGUGGCUUUCGGCGGCUUUGUGUUUUUCAUGUAUCUUAAUUUCUCUGUGUACUUGCUGCAAUCAUCCAGCUUCCGCGUGGAAUCUAUCAACUCCAGACUCGCCGAGGCACCAUUUGUCACAGUGUGUAACAAGAACAAGCUUCGGUUCUCAGUGGUGGCAUCCUCUAAUGGAAGAUUUCGAAAUCUACUUGUUCUAAAGGAACCCGGGUCCGUGUUGACUCCAGUACCAAACAAGAACGGAAGCGAAGCCAUCAAAUCCACCACAUUCUCCUCUUUUGCUAAAAAAUUACUGAAGAAAGACGAGUUUGAUGAAAUGAUUUCAGAUAUUGAUGCUUCAUUUCUGCCAUUUUCCUACAUGACAUCUCCAAACGAUUGGAGUGCUGCAUUCAAAGAAAGCUUAAAACACGGGUUUCAGAUCCUACAGAGAGUUGUAAGUCCAAAUAGACAGGAAUAUUCAGAAUACGGGCAUCAACCGAAUAAAUCAUUAGUUCAGUGCCUGUAUGACGGACAGCCUUGUAAAGGGGCCAUUCAAGAGAUUGUUGAUGAGAAUUAUGGAAGAUGUUUUACAAUAUCCCCAUCGACAACCAAUGCUCUCGUUUCUGUAGGUGAACUGGAGCUGAUACUGAACAUUGAACCGGAUGAGUAUAUCAAUGCACUAAGUCCCGAACACGGGGCGAUUACGUUCCUCCACACACAGGAAUAUGACGUCACAGACGGAGCGCGACAUCUGGUGGCCCCCGGAUCACAUCAUGUCAUAGACCUGCAAAAAAUUGUUAAAGUCAAGAAGCAAAAAGACUGUACAAGUAGAAUGGAUUACAGCAGAAAGAACUGCAUGUCCACUUGUAUUGAUAGUUUCUCUCAGUCUUACUGUAAAUGUCGCCAGUCUUUUGAGGGCGACAAUGCAUACAGAUGUCGUCUGAACGUCCAGUUUGAAUUUGUGUGUCAUUCAACUCUAUUAUAUCUGGCUUCAAAGGAAAAGCUGCCCUGUUCCUGUCCCUACCCAUGCAGCACUACCACUGUAGAGUCCAAGGACACAUCCCUCCCCUGGCCAUCUAAUGGAAGUCUGAAGCAUGUGCAGCAAUAUUUACAAAAUUAUGGAAUAGUUAUGACAGCUGAACACACCAGGUCCUCAAUUUUGAAGCUAACAAUUAACAUGCGAAAUACAAGAGAGACAAAAUAUGAAGAAGACAAUGCAUCUUCCUUGCUUCAGCUGCUUGCUAACAUUGGGGGUGUGUCCUCUUUACUGAUAGGAGUGUCAAUCAUCUCCAUAGUGGAAGUCAUGUGGCUUACAAUCAGGACCUGCACUGUCGGCUGUUUAGACUACUACAACAGAAAACAAAAACGUGACAACAACAUGGAAAAGCUGUCCGAUUCUGACUUUACGUCCGUCACAUGGGCAGCGUACAAGGAUCGUCUGAGAUACGACGCUCAGUUCAAGGACGAGACCAUCGGAAGGAAAGGACUCUGGUCACAAGAACCAAUCAGAAGGAACAGUGGUAGACGACAGUCAUUGAAGCCAAUCCCAGAGGAGACUAAAUCACCUAAUGCAUUCAAUGUCAAAAACUCCACUACAGCCACAGGCGGUCAGUCCCACCCCAGCAUGUACACAGCCACAAAGGGUCAGUCCCACACCAGCAUGUACACAAAAUACCCCCAUUAUAACAGGCACCCCAGUCAGGCCCGCGUCAUAAACAGCAUCAAAAAGGAGAACCAGGCCAGGGAGAACCAGUUUCCUCUCUUCCAUUCUCUGGAUCUCAACACAGGACCUUGGUGUUCCACGCUCAAAAGCAAGGAAAAACGAGGAGUGUCUACUCCUCUACCCAUGAACUCUGCUGCCGAACAUUAUCCAGAGAGGGGGAGAAUUAUCUCCCCUGCUGAUGCCAUCCAAAUGUAUGGACCAUCAGCUGGAAAAUAUUAUGUCAGUGAACCAUUUAAUGUUUAACUGUGUAAAUUGUCAAUGGUUUGCAAUCACAAUUUAAACUAUCAUCAAUUUAGAUGAAAUUUUCUACCACAUGUUAAUGGUGUCAGACCUGAUCACUGUAUACCAUGCAUGUAUAUACAUCAAAAUGCACAAGUUAAUCUUUAUCCACAUCAUAAUCAAAACCAAACAUGUUACAGGGUAUAUCCAGCGUUAAAUGGCGGAUGUUGAUAUAAUUAUAAGUAUGCAUUUGUGGCUCUAUUUGAAGGUACAACUAUUUCCCCUUGUGAGACUGAGACCACCAAUAUACAAAAUGUACUACAUUGUACCCAUCAGUCAGAUUUUUACAAGCUAAGGACAUUCCAUUGUAUUGACUUUUCAUGUUUAUACAAUAUUCAUGUAAUAAAAUACUAUUUGUGUCUUCUUU